ACAUCAGGAAGGGGCAUGGCAGACAGUGUGCGUUAUGAGGACACCUGCAACUCCUGACAUGGUGGCUGAGCUGCUCUGAUUAAUCCAGCACUUAAGAAAUAUGUUGAUGGAGCAAUGUCAUAAUGUUGAGAUUUCGCAGAAGAACAUGUAUUACAUUGGGGAUUUUCAUUUUGUUUGUUUGUUUUAUAAUGAUGGGACUGAAAACCUUGAGGCCUGACUCUGCUGCUUUUGGAAGUCCGUUUGGACUUGGACUUUUACCGAAAUUCCAAAGAGAAGCAGAACCAGACACUGAAAGCCGUGUUCAAGCAGGACCUAGUGCUCAAACACAGUCUAUAAUUUUACAAGGAUCUGCAAUUAUGCAGACAGAUACUGUAGACUUACCACCCCCAAAUUAUGACCUCCAUAUAUUUUAUUAUACUUGGUAUGGAAAUCCACAAUUUGAUGGUAAAUAUAUUCACUGGAAUCACAAACUACUGAAACACUGGGAUGCAAAAAUUGCAAAUAAUUUUCCCAAUGGAGAACACAAACCUCCUGAUGAUAUUGGAGCAAAUUUUUACCCUGAGCUGGGACCAUAUAGUUCCAAAGACCCAUCUGUCAUCGAUGCUCACAUGAAACAAAUGCGGUCAGCUUCUAUAGGUGUUGUGUCAUUAUCAUGGUAUCCGCCAGGAAUGAGUGAUGACAAUGGCGAACCAUGGGAUGACCUGGUACCAGUGAUUUUAGACGCAGCACACAAGUAUGAACUAAAGGUUACAUUCCACAUUGAGCCAUACCAAAGUCGAGAUGACCGCAGUUUGCGAAGUAAUGUGGUCUACAUUAUUGAUAAAUAUGGAAGCCACCCAGCAUUUUAUCAUUCUAAAACCAGCACAGGAAGAACAUUACCAAUGUUCUAUAUUUAUGACUCGUAUAUAACUAGCCCUGAUACCUGGGCCAAUCUUUUGACACUGUCCGGGUCCCAGAGUAUUCGAAAUACCCCAUAUGAUGGGAUUUUUAUUGCCUUGCUUGUUGAAGAAAAACAUAAAUAUGAUAUCCACAGAAGUGGUUUUGACGGUCUUUACACUUACUUUGCAACAAAUGGUUUUUCAUUUGGAUCUUCACAUCAUCACUGGUCAAGUUUAAAAACUUUCUGUGACACCAACAACUUAAUAUUUAUUCCAAGUGUUGGACCUGGAUACAUAGAUACUAGCAUUCGUCCAUGGAAUUUUCAGAACACGAGAAAUCGAAUCAAUGGGAAAUACUAUGAAACUGCUCUAAAUGCAGCUUUGAUGGUUCGACCUAGUAUUAUUUCCAUCACUUCCUUUAAUGAAUGGCACGAAGGAACCCAAAUUGAAGCAGCUAUACCGAAAAAGAAUGGUCUUGUUAAAUAUGAGGAUUAUUUGCCAUAUAAGCCAAAUAUGUACCUGCAGCUCACUAGAAAAUGGUCUGAAAAAUUUGUGAAGGAAAAAGAACAAUGGCUUGUCUAAUACAGGCUAUAUAUAUAUAUAUAAUACAAGCAACCAAUCUUUUGUGUGUUAAAACAUAAUUCUUAAAGAUGAGACAAUCUUCAGUAAUUGUGAUUCAAAGAGAUCAUAUUAGCCACCCCAGGCCUGAACAUGAAAUUUUCACAUUUCCAGAUGUAUGUAGACGGAUGCUAAAAGAAAACAUAGAUUCCAAAAAUAUGAAUACUAGUGUGAAUUUACCCUGUCCUAUAAAAGAAAAAAGACACUUAUUUUUCAAUCAAUCUUUUCAAUUCAUAUUCUUCAGUCAGACAAAUCGGACUCUACCAGCCACCAAUAAAGAAACAGGAUGGAUGUGACCAAUACUUUUUGGGAGCCGAUAACAUUAUUUAAUAUGUUUAAGACAUACAGUGCUAGAAACUGUAGCAAGAGCUCUUAGUUAAUGCAAUCAGCAUUGAAAUUCAAUUUUCUGAAAUUCAUAGAAUGUUAGAGAUAAGAGAAUGGCAGGGCAUGAAUGGAAGAUCUAGAAACCUUAACACACAUUGUUUUGAAUGGGGUAACAAUAACCACGAUCAAUCGAAUGGAGCUCAGUCCAAUCCACUGAAGAAAUGCUGUCUGUUCCUAAAAUGUAAACCUACUAGUUAUGGGCUGACCCAUUCAUUUUUUUUUUUUUUUUUUAAAUAUAUGAAGCAGCGUUUUGUUUUUAAAUAUCCCAAAAAAUAAAAACCCUAAAACCACAUUCCUACACUUGCUGAAAAUCCACAUGCUAAACCACAUCUUAAGUGAGCUAUACCAAACCAUUUUGCUAUGAUCCUAUGUAUGAUGGUAUUUUUGAAGGAAAAAAGAAAACUCUAUAGAUCCCACCUUAUGGGAUGUGGAUGCCUGGAGUGCUACUUUAUCUCAAAGUUGUCCACUUAACUGC
Messenger RNA from Pelobates fuscus (common spadefoot toad), 2355 nucleotides. RefSeq names its product mannosidase endo-alpha (gene MANEA). Gene Ontology annotation, molecular function: alpha-mannosidase activity. The record is from RefSeq and is a predicted model, not a curated record. NCBI's taxonomy places the organism in Eukaryota, Metazoa, Chordata, Amphibia, Anura, Pelobatidae. Gene Ontology annotation, cellular component: Golgi apparatus. The transcript has 5 exons. Bases 123 to 1460 code for a protein of 445 amino acids.